Messenger RNA from Nicotiana tabacum (common tobacco), 1355 nucleotides. Its product is annotated as casein kinase II subunit beta-3. The record is from RefSeq and is a predicted model, not a curated record. Lineage: Eukaryota; Viridiplantae; Streptophyta; Magnoliopsida; Solanales; Solanaceae. Gene Ontology annotation, cellular component: cytoplasm; protein kinase CK2 complex. Gene Ontology annotation, molecular function: protein kinase regulator activity.
GACAAUAUACUAGCAUUACCCAUCCGAAAAAAUCGUCUAAGCUCUUCCCGCCGGUAUAUUAUCACCUUCUCCGGUCACAAUUCCCUCAUUUUCUCUCUGCAAAAAUCACCGAUACGCGUAAAUUAGAGAGAGUAAUGGGAUAACACUCUCCCUUCAUCAAAAAGCCCAAUUUCUCUCUCCUCGUUCGUUUUCUCCGACAACGAAACCCUAGGGUUCGAGUGAUUUCAAGUGUUGUGAAAGCUGAGGAGAGAGAGAUGUACAAAGAAAGGAGAGGUGGCGGUGGAUCGAAGGCGGAGAUGGGACAUGUAGUAGGUGAUAGGAAGAGAUUAAAUGAAGCGUUGGAUAAGCACUUGGAGCGGUCCUCUCCCUCUACCUCCACUACUACUGUUAGGUGUGCUAACGGAAAGGAUAAUCGCUUUUCCAUUUCCAAAUCAAAGGACCAGCUCAGGAACUCUGCUGCUCCACCUCCUGAUAAUAAGUGUUCUGAUGCAGAAUCUGAAACGGACAGUGAGGCAUCAGACAUUAGUGGUUCUGAAGGAGAAGACACUUCAUGGAUCUCAUGGUACUGCGGCCUACGUGGGAAUGAGUUCUUCUGUGAAGUUGAUGAUGAUUACAUCCAAGAUGACUUUAACCUGUGCGGUCUAAGCAGCCUUGUUCCGUAUUAUGACUACGCACUUGAUCUGAUUCUAGAUGUUGAAUCUUCUCAUGGUGAUAUGUUUACAGAAGAACAGAAUGAACUAGUUGAAUCAGCAGCAGAGAUGCUUUAUGGUCUAAUUCAUGCUCGCUACAUAUUGACAACAAAGGGACUCGCUGCCAUGUUGGAGAAGUACAAGAAUGCUGAGUUUGGGAGAUGUCCAAGAGUUUAUUGCUGUGGACAACCAUGCCUCCCUGUUGGUCAGUCAGACAUUCCUCGACAAAGCAGGGUGAAUAUAUACUGUCCUCGAUGUGAAGAUGUGUAUACACCUCGGUCAAGAUAUCAUGAGAACAUUGAUGGAGCUUAUUUAGGAACUACGUUCCCGCACCUAUUCUUGAUGACAUACGGACACCUCAAGCCACAGAAGAUUUCUCAGAGCUAUGUUCCCAGAGUGUUUGGUUUCAAGGUCCACAAGCCGUGAUCCUGGUAGUGACCUACUGGCAAUUGUAUCCAUAUUAAUGUGCUAGGAGAGGUAAUACUUUUAAUAGCACAUCUAGAAUUAUUAAGGUUCUGUUGUAGGUUCUCUAUUCUCCUACAGGCUUUCGAAGAUACUGUAACGAGUUAACUUGAGCUACUUAUGUAUGGAGAUACUUUCCAUGCUAAAAUUUGUGGUGUCAGAAUCUCAGACUGCAUUACAUACUUUUUUGUUGUCCGAGUUUUA